UUCAUCCAUUGAAAUAAAAUUUUCUUUAAUCCUGCAAAGUACGAUAGGUAGAAUUCUACCUAACACAAUAAUAAUAGAAAUAUUCAACCAGAUAAAAUCAGCCCAAGGACAUUGUUAAUACGAUAAAUGUAUAUUGUUUCCCUAAUAUAAUGGAGGAUGAGAUAGAAGAGUGUAUAAGGAAAAAGAUUCAUUGGCCACAGUUGCCUUCUGCUGUGAAAAAGCUACUAGGCGAUUCUCCAAAGGAAUAUGAGCGUUAUAUAUUCGAGUUUAGUAUUAAAAAUCAACUUCGUUUCAGAGGCAGUCUUGUGAGGUCAGUCCGCAAAGAUGAAAAGAAGUAUUAUGAAACACUGGUGCAGAGCAGUAUACAGAGGCUCAUGCUGUACCCCUAUCACUUAGCUGAUAUGAUUGUUAAAGGGUUAAGGAUAACACCCUAUAUUUAUUAUGUGGAAGUAGUGGCGCUACUGAUUGAAAUGGAGAAGAGUUAUGACACUAUGCCGAAUUUCACCGCCGCUGAUUGCCUCCGCUUGCUCGGCAUCGGGCGCAACGAGUACCUGGAAGUGGUGGCGCGCGCGCGGUCGCUGAGCCGACGCUCGCGCGCGCGCGCGCUGCGCUCGCUGCUGCCGCGCGCGCCGCUGGUCGUGCCCGCGCAGCCGUGGUGGCGGCUCGAGCUGGGCUACGUGCUCGAAGACGACGUCAAGCCUUUGAGUGAGAGUGAAAAGGCGCUUAUAGACCUGCUGAUCGACCGCGGAUCCCAAACCGCCGGCACCCUUGACUAUAACGUCGUCAUGUCUUUGUACAGACGAGGUCUAAUAUACCUGGACGUGCCAAUCACCGCUGCGGACAAAGUGUCCGUGCCACCGCUGAAAGGGUUCGUAAUGAACCGCGUGGCCGGCGACUACUUCGAGACGCUGCUGUACAAGGUGUUCGUGUCCGUCGACGAGCACACCAGCGUGGCGGAGCUGGCGUCCGUGUUGCAGGUGGAUUGCGAGCUGGUGAAGCAAGCAGUGUCGCUGUACUGCCGGCUGGGUUUCGCCAACAACCUGCAGCCGCCGCCCGUGACCCCGCAACACCCGUCAUGGCACACUGCGGUCACCCAGCACAGACAUCAGCCGUAUAGACAGAUAGCCCCGCUAACCUUCGACCCCGCGGCAGACGAGGACGCAUUGCAGAUGGAGCCCGUGCUGCUGAAACAGGAGCCUUCUACGUCCAGACAGAGUUACCAAGAAACGAUAUCAGAAUAUUCUAGCAACAGCGGCGUGAAGCGGGUAGCCGUUCUAUUCGACUCCACGUUAGCAGCCUACCUCAUGAUGGGGAACCUCUCUCCGGAUCUAAAAAGCCAUGCUGUCACGUUGUUUGAAGUGGGCAAGUUGUGUGACGAAAGUUUGGACAGCCUGCUUAUGGAAUUAGACAAAGUUGUAGCAGACCCAGAAAUCGAGGGAGAAGCGCGGCGCUAUUUAGCAGCUGCAGCGUGUUUACGCGUCGCUUUGCGCACGCUGAGGCCCGCGCUGCGGCCGCUAGAUCUGCUGCGCUGUGAAGCGCUGCACGCGCUCGGUGCUCAAGCACGAACGCGACUUCUUAACACUAAGUACAGGCUGGCGAUAGCCACAGCGCCGCUGUGCCGGUCGGCGCGCGCGGACGCGGCGGCGGGCGCGCUGCCGCACGCGGGCCCGGCGCCGCCCGAGGCCGCCACGCCCUGGAUGCGCCUCUACCUCUACCACGUGGCCGGCUACGGCCCGCCCACGUUGCUGCUCACCAAGGGCACUCAACUGCGUGGUGUACCCCGACCCCUCCUCGGCUUCGCCCGCCUCUCGGUCACGUGGUGGGGCGCUGAAGCCGCUUUAGAAGGCAGCGGCACAGCGCUUCCAGCCGCUGCAGCGCUCGCGGCCGCCAACACCGCUCUGAGACGAGCGCCGGUGCUACUGCAAGCUGUUGCUGUGAGGAAGACGCCAACGUUGACGCAUCUGGUGUUCCCUACAGAGGCUGACAGUGAUCUAGAAUCGCAAGCGCUGUGGUCGCGUCACGCGGGCUUGCGGCGGUUGUACAAGCGGCUGCGCUUGUCCCGCACUGUGGGCUACGUGACGCUGGCGGACAUCGGCGUGCCCGACCUCGGCUGCGCCAGACCGCCAUCUAGCGUUCAACUAGCUGCAGUGAGAAAAAAGAAAGAAUCGUGCGGCAUGGCCAAACCGAUCAGCGAACUGUCAAUUUCCUCAACAGACUCUAUGGAGAAAAUACAAGCGGACUACAGCAAGAGAAUAACGGAACGUCUUCAAUCCCCCAUUGAGUCGCACUUCGCCGUCACGCCCACAACGGCAAGCAAGAACAGCUCGCCCGCCAACGGCUUUACUAGCGUCGAGUGCGGCCAGUUACUCUGCGAAGAGCUUGACAACCUCGCCAUAGACGAAAAAACACAAUCGAUCGAUUGUCCCGACCACACACAUUCAAACUCUAGCGUCGAAGAUUUGAAAGAAACGAACAAAAAACAUUCCAUUAAAAAUUCCUUGAGUAAAGAAUCGAUCGCACUUUCUGACGAUUUAGUUCCGAUUCAUUCGUCGUCUGUCAGUAUCGAGAAUUUGAAGUUCGAUAGCAAGAAAGGCAGUGAAACGCCGAGUGAGAAAUCCAUGAACCAGUUGAACGAUUUGUUGAGCCCCGCUGAGGAAUCGAUAUCGAUGUUUACGCAGUUGACGGAUAAGUUGACAGAAAUUUCGACAGAGGGAGAUAGUGGAGUCGACACUGCGCAUAACUUUUCUGAUGAGGAAACUUGUAAACCGGAGAAAUGGACGAUAUUGGACCUCCAAUUCGGCAUUCCUUUGUUCGAUGAAACAAUGUGUGAGAAGAUUUGCCACUGUCUGGUGGACCGGAUAGCCAAGCCAGAGCUAUUAGAGAAAAUAAAGGAAGACAAUGAAUUUAUUCGCUCGGACAUACUGAAGUUUGUGUCACAAUGCCAGUAUUACCCCGGCGAAGACAUGGGAAUAGUAAAACGUGGAAUCCUAGUUCCUCUACCCAGAAAGAAUCUGGUGUUUGAAAACGGAAGAAUUACAGAGUGGAACGGGAAAUGAUGCCGUCCCGCUCGCACGCGCCAUAACCACCCAUCGAUGCAGCCUUGCGAAAGAGAUGCACAUAUAUUGAUCAGCUUUAUUAGAUGAGACGAUAGUUUUCUGUGGUAGUCUUGCUUGACUGCCAUUUAGAGAUUAAUUUCCGCUACAUACAUUUGUAAGCGAUACAGUAUUAUAUCAAAAGAUUUUACAAUUUAUGAUAAAAAUAAAUAGUGUGUAUAAUUAUUUUUAAGUUGUGUUCAGAAUUUAAUAUGUAUUCUAUAGUUUCUGCAUACAGGGUGAUAUUACCUUGUAUAUUAAAAUUCAUAUUCUACGCUUUCCAAUGAUGAACCGUAAAACAAGUGUAGGGUUCUGAUAAGAUAUUUCAGAAUCUGUCUGAGGAAGAAGCUGCGAAAACGUAAUCGUUAAGAUGAGAGUGGGUGUUUCAGAACCAAGUAUUUUUGUCGAGCCACGCGUAGCAAUGCAUAAUUAAUACAUUUGAUAGCAAUAUGUAUUCGGAAAACAAAUAUCGGAAAGCUUAAUUGAUUUGUUAAUUAUGAAAUUUAUUUAUUUAUUAUUUUGUAAUACUACGUUUACCUAUAGAUGAUACCUGACCAUACAUCUACUUUUAGUACUUAUUCUUGAAAAAUAUUGAUAAGUUUUUUUUAUACAGAGACAAGAAAAUAGACGAGUUCUUUUUGCACAAUUAUUUCAAGUAUUUUUUUUUUAUAUAAGUUUCGGGAUGCUUAUUGUAUGCUUGCCCACAAAAUAUUGUGUAUAUUUACUUAGUCAUUAUAAUUACAAAUACAUACAUUCCCUUCUUUGGAAAUUAUUAUAAGUAAUUUUUUGAUACCUAAAUAUAGAACAUUUUCCUGCUUGAUGAUAUAAAGAAAAAAAAAUUAAGGCAUUAGUUAAUGUUUACAAAACUUUCUUUGUUUUUUCGUUCUCUAAACUAAACAAAACUUCUAAGAGCUUUGUUUCGAUCUCUAAGGAAAACAAUACCGAAAGUUUUAUUUUUUCAUAUUUAACAGGAAUAAAAUACAUUGUCUGAUUUCUGAAGAAAGUUAUGAACAUAUAGUCAACAGUAGAAAAUACCUGUGCUUUAUCCUAUCGCAGAAUUUAAGUGGAAUUACAUAGGUAUAUUUAUGUUAAUUAAAUGUACACUAGUCUAUAAAUGAGUAAUGUAAAUUUAUGUGUUAAAUUGUAACAAUGUUACUAAUAAGUGAUAGUUACUAUAAAACAAUAUUUUACUUAUUUUAAAUAUUUUAUUUUGUUAAGACAUGAAUGUCAAAAAUUUUGAUGUUUCAUUGUAUCUGUUGUUUUUGUUACUUAUUUAAACUGUUUUUCUUGUCUAUGACAAUGGACAGAUUUGGGGGACGGAGAUUUGUAACAGUGUCAAUACAGAUAUGACAAAGAUUUCGCUUCGUCUUCCUAAAAUCUAUUGAUUUUUAUUGCAAUACUCUAUAUCAGAUUCAUAGAGUCCGUCCCAGAGUUCUUUCUGUUGUUGUAAUGUAAAACCAAUCUAAUAAAAUAAAUAAUUACACAA
Molecule: messenger RNA, 4578 nt
Organism: Plodia interpunctella (Indianmeal moth)
Lineage: Eukaryota; Metazoa; Arthropoda; Insecta; Lepidoptera; Pyralidae
Exons: 19
Coding region: 150-3056 (968 amino acids)
Source: RefSeq, a predicted model, not a curated record